Fusarium verticillioides 7600 is the source of this 857-nucleotide messenger RNA. RefSeq lists its product as hypothetical. The coding region runs from base 126 to 518 and encodes 130 amino acids. The transcript has a single exon. Lineage: Eukaryota; Fungi; Ascomycota; Sordariomycetes; Hypocreales; Nectriaceae. The record is from RefSeq and is a predicted model, not a curated record.
GGCUGUUUUCUCGGCCGUCGGCACCGUAGCUUUCUUCCCAAGGUUUACACAUCCCACGUCCCGCAUCACGAUGCAUUUGAAUGUCGCAUGCAAAAAGCAUCGUGGAAAAUAAUUAGGCUGUAUGUAUGUACACAAGAGGCCUAGAACGCGCAACCUCGAAGCCCUCGAGCCACAUGGUGUAUCCAAGCCACACCCACUCUCUCGACCAAUCUCACCCUCUUUUGGGCAAGACGAUGACGGAGACGCACGUCCUUUGUGCAAGGUAUCCCCCUGGUCGGGGCGCCUCUCCAAACGCGACAGCAACAGCUCGAAAUAUGAUGACCCAGCUUCAUUAUUCUAUGCGUUAUACAACAAUUAAUACCUUACGCAAACAUGUCGCCUCUUUCUUUUGUGUGUUUUACCCCAGGAUCAUCCACGCAACGGAAGUCCGGAGUAACGAAGAUCAAACUUGGAGUUUCCUGCCUCGAAAUGUAAUGAUAUUCGUGGGCUACCGCGCGCAAGGCACAUUUCUGCUGUAGAUCAGUAAAUGGUGUGCUGCUGUUGUUAAACGAGUGGAUGUCCUCUAACAAAAGCUCAUAUGGAAGCCAAUGAGCUUGUAGUAUCUUGGACCCUUUCUAAACACAGACCGCCGCUCACCUUGGAUCUGAACGCGCCGGUGCUCGUUUGAUGCCAGCUAAAAGACUAGGUUGGUGUGUUGAUCGCUUCACCUAUUGAGGGGUAAAACGACAACGCAGCACAUUUUUGGCUUGUGAUUUACCUGGAACAACGACGCAGUGUUUUAAAAGUCUGUGAUAUUAUAGAAAAAGAAACUGUGUUGUGCGUGGUUAUGGCGUUCAAGGUCUACGCUACGAGUGAUG